AUGACGUCACUGCAUCAUCUGCUUUAUACCGCAUUCUUCCCACUUCUCCUGUUUUCCUCGUCUGUGUCGCCCCAAGCCACCAACGAUCUCACGAGAGUACCGGAAGCGGAGGGCGCCCUAGUUGUGUCUGCCAGCUUGGCUCUCAUUCAGGGUUCGUGCGUGUUCUCUCACGACUUCCUGUUCCUCAGACGUCUGGCAUAUGUGGCCUCCAGUGACGGAACCAGCCCGAACACGUACAGGCCAGGUUAUCACGGUGGCAUCUGGCAAAUCUCAGAGGAGAAUUUCACCCAGACUCACCAUGUGGCGACUGUUGACUACGACAACAUGCUCAAAGCUCUACAGGUCAACUGGACACAGGCUGAGUGGUCAGACCUAAGAAAACCACUUUACUCGGGGAUAGCUGCCAUGUUGACUUUAGAGAGGUUUGGUCCUAUCCCACGAGACGCCACCGAGCAAGCAGAGUUCUACGAGCAACACCUAGGUGGUCAGGCCAAAGUGUUUACGGACGCAGUCUCCAAACUCAGCACUGAAUGUGAGUCUCGCAACCUGGACAUGGCGUUUGUCCUCGACUCGUCUGCCAGCCUCUCUAUCCCGGACUUCAUCAAAUCUAAAACGUUUUCGGCGAACAUCAUGGACGGAUUCAAAGUGGGCUUCAACUCUGUGCAUGUGGCAGCCAUCUCGUUCAGCCGACAGGUCAAGGAACAUUUCAACUUCCAGCAGUACAACAGUACAUCUGCUGCCCAGCAAGGGAUCAGGAACAUCGCUAAGUACAGUGCCGGCACCAACACCCAUCUGGCUCUUGAUUACUUGAGAGAACACAUCUUUACAUCUGAGUCCGGCUCUAGACAGAGCGCCGCAAAGAUCGCCAUUGUACAGACUGACGGAGUGUCACAUGACCCCAGGAAGACGGCGGCCGCUGCCUCAGCUCUCAGGGACAUAGGCGUUGUUGUGUUGUCUAUAGGUGUCGGUAGCGGUAUCGACGUGAAGGAACUUCACGCCAUCGCCUCCCCGCCAUCAUGUAGCAGGGUGAGAGUGCUCAAAGACUUCUCAGAGCUCACCUCUAUGUUACCUGACAUCCGGCACACCGCUUGUGACAGCCAACCACAAGUGACGGCAGUACGCCAAGACCGUGCCUUUCUGCGGAAUCACCUACAAGACAGCUCCAUGUGUGCUACUGAAUCGGCGCUGAAAUCGCGUUGGAAACCAUGGAAGAGCCAUUUCAGGUCAGACUGUGCACCGCCGGCUUCGAGAAGGACAAGUGCAAUGCUGUCAACCUUUGAGACGUACAGCCCUCUCUACAAGACACUGGCAGCGACGUUUGGCGUGGGCUCAGCAACAUGGGAUCUGGACCAGGCGACAGUUGAGAAAUGUCCUAUUCACUGA
Molecule: messenger RNA, 1383 nt
Organism: Aplysia californica (California sea hare)
Lineage: Eukaryota; Metazoa; Mollusca; Gastropoda; Aplysiida; Aplysiidae
Exons: 8
Coding region: 1-1383 (460 amino acids)
Source: RefSeq, a predicted model, not a curated record